GCACACAUCAGGAGUGGUCACUCAGCCUCGUGUCAAGAUGGCUACUACCAGUAUUUUGUAAAAUCCUCUCCGUUUACACUCAAUUUUUUUAUAGUUUUCCCAUCAAAUACAGCCAUGAAAUAUAGAAUAUCGGCACGGGCAUAUGCCAAGAUGCUUCUCCACGCGUCUAAAUACCCUCACAAGGCAGUGAAUGGCGUUUUAUUAGGAGAAGAAGUCACCCACGAUGGAGAAUUGUAUGUUUUAGAUGCGGUGCCUUUGUUUCAUCAUUGCCUCGGCUUAGCGCCUCUUUUGGAGGUUGCCCUCACUCAGGUGGAUUCAUAUUGUAAGACAUUGGGACAUCAUAUUAUUGGAUACUACCAAGCCAACGAACAUAUAGAAAACAACAGUCCAGAUAACAUUGCUUACAAAAUUGGAGAAAAAAUUGCAGAUCAGUGCAGCAAUGGUUUUAUUCUCAUGAUUGAUAAUUCAAAGAUGUCUAUCUCCUGUGACGAAGUGGCAUGCAAGUGUUAUACAGUACAUGACAGCAAAUGGAAAUUCUGUGAGAAAGAUGUUUGUGUGGAUGGAGGAGACGAUACCCUGAGCCUUACCUCAGAGCUACUGGAGGGAAAGGCCUACCAGAGUCUUAUAGACUUUGAUAAUCACCUUGACGAUAUCACUCAGGACUGGCUGAACCGUGAUAUUGACAGAUUGGUGGAUCUGUCACAAACAGCAUGAUAUUAAAUGACAAACUAGGGAACUUCAGCAAAGAUCACUUGAACUGCAUUGGUAGAUCCAGGAGUAGGCUGAGGUUGGCUGUGCCCCCCCUACUUUAAAAAAAAAAUGCUUUAAAAUAUAGUGAAUUGUGAGGAUGGUUUACUAAAAACUUGUAGACGACAAAUUUUUAGCUGCCCCCCCUUUUUUGCUCAACCGAGUUUCAUAAUUGAUCUGCGGUCACAUACUUUUCCACUAUUCACAAAUCUUAUGUCAUCCACAUCAAUAAAGCAAAGGAUAAGGCAGGGCCGUGGUAGUGGGCGGGGCACUGUGGGCACGUGCCCCCCUAAUGACCAAUAGGGGCAUGGCUGUUCCCCUACUCGAAAAUCAAGAAAAAUCCUAAUGUUUCUGUAUCAUUCCCUCCCCCCAAUAUUUUGAGGUCUGCUACAGCUUUGAAGAGGGAUUUAUUGGAAAAAAAAACACGCAAACUACUGUUUCAUCCCUACAAGCCUGUUUCGUGGUUGGUUGCCCAAUCAUCAGCGGAUUUUGCGAAUUGUUACCAUCGCGUAUAUACAGUCUAUAUACAUAAUUUACAUAAAUAAAGGCGUGAAAUUUGAAUGGUUCAA
This is a messenger RNA of Nematostella vectensis (starlet sea anemone), 1316 nucleotides long. Its product is annotated as ER membrane protein complex subunit 8. The record is from RefSeq and is a predicted model, not a curated record. The transcript is spliced from 6 exons. Gene Ontology annotation, cellular component: EMC complex. The coding region runs from base 115 to 714 and encodes 199 amino acids. NCBI's taxonomy places the organism in Eukaryota, Metazoa, Cnidaria, Anthozoa, Actiniaria, Edwardsiidae.